Molecule: messenger RNA, 1783 nt
Organism: Salvia miltiorrhiza (redroot sage)
Lineage: Eukaryota; Viridiplantae; Streptophyta; Magnoliopsida; Lamiales; Lamiaceae
Product: pentatricopeptide repeat-containing protein At5g66520-like
Exons: 1
Coding region: 83-1489 (468 amino acids)
Biological process (GO): RNA modification
Molecular function (GO): RNA binding; protein binding
Source: RefSeq, a predicted model, not a curated record
UUUGUUAUUUCUUCAUGAUUUCUUGCUUCUUGUUUGGCCCUUUGAAAUUCGACUUUGAGCGGCAGCCCACAGUCAUCCACGAAUGGCAGAAAUUCUCAAUUCUGCAGCUGCAAGAAUCCUCCAUUCCUUAACUACUCGCUGCAAAACUCCGCCGCACCUCUCCCAGAUUCUAGCGCAGCUGGUCGUCCACAAUCUCACCGCUAACACCACUGUCGCCGCCGCCUUCAUCUCCUCCUGCCGCUCACUCAACCUCCUCACCUCCGCCGCCUUCCCCCUCUUCAUAAACAACCACACCAGGCCCCACACCUUCGUCUGCAACACUCUUCUCAGAGCCUUCUCUCAUUCCAAUGCUCCUCACACUUCUCCAAUUAUCUACUCCCACAUGCACACCAACUUCAUACGCGCGAAUCACUACACUUUCCCUUUCGUGCUGAAAGCCGCCGCAGAUUUGAAGUUGAUUAAAGGAGGGGCAGCGGUGCAUGGACAGAUUAUCAGAUUAGGUUUUCUGAGUGAUCUGUACGUUGGGAAUUCUUUGUUGAAUUUGUACGCUGCGGGUGGAGAUAUGGCGCUUUGUCGAAAAGUGUUCGAUGAAAUGCCUGUGAGAGAUGUGGUGUCGUGGACUGUCGUGAUCUCGGGGUUUAAGGAUUAUGGGAGGUUUAAUGAUGCGUUGUUAGCAUUUGAGACGAUGAGAAGCGAAGGCGUGAUGCCUAACCAGGUGACUGCGGUGAAUGCCUUGGCUGCCUGCGCAGGCUUUGGGGCGUUGCAUACGGGCGUGUGGAUCCACGAUUACGUGAAAAGGCACGAGUGGGAAUUGGAUGUUAUUCUUGGUACUUCAUUGAUUGAGAUGUAUGGGAGAUGCGGGAGGAUUGAGGAAGGGUUGCGCAUUUUCGAGGAGAUGAGUGAGAAGAAUGUAUUCACUUGGAAUGCUGUUAUCAGAGGGCAAGCGCUGUCCAAUAAUGGGAAAGAAGCAUUGUGGUGGUUCUUGAAAAUGGAAGGCGAAGGGAUUCAACCUAAUGCUGCUACUUUAACUACAGUGCUUAGUGCUUGUGUAAAUAUAGGAGAUGUGGAUAUGGGGCGACGUAUAUUUUCUUCGUUAGUUGAUGGGAAGUAUGGAGUUCCACCUAGUGUGGAGCACUAUAGCUGUAUGGUUAAUCUGUUGGCGCGUGGUAAGUUUUUGAAUGAGGCGUGUAGGUUGAUGUAUGAGAUGCCGUUUGAACCUUCUGUGAGUACUUGGGGAGCUCUGGCUGAUGGCUGCAGAGCUCAUGGUGCCUUUGAGUUGGCUGAAUUUUCUGCAUGGAAACUCGUGGAGUUGCAACCUGAGUGCAGUGCGUAUUAUGUUGCGUUGUCUAAUUUGUAUGCAGAGAAGGGGAGAUGGAAUGAUGUGAUGAAAGUGCGAGAGUUGAUGGCUGAUAGAGGACUUAAGAAGGAUAUGGGCAGCAGCACGGUCAAAAUUCAGGAUUCGAAGCAUCCCCUUGAGUUGGCAGCCUGAUGUUUUGCUUCAACACUGUUUUCUGGUAAGGAGGAACGCUGCAGCUACAUUGUAAAUAUGAUUGCUAGGUUAUGUUCUUUAGUCGUGUUGAGGCAUUGAUUCUAGAUUAUGAAUUCUUGAAUACUUUAGUGUAGUGAAUAUCUUAAAAAUGAAGCUUCUACAUUGAUUUUUUCCAUAGAAAUCCUUCAACCACUUUAGGAUUCAUCUCUUGUAUCCUUUGCAAAUUCAUAUAGUUAUUCACAGUUGCUCCAUGUAGUAAAUCAAUCAAUCAAUCAAUCUUAUGAAUUGUGAUCU